GAAGAUACCAGUUUAACGCCAUUUUAGUUGCAAUGAACGGUUUGGUGACAGUGGUUUUGGUCGCUAGUUUCGGUCAAAUUUUAGAAGCUGUCGAGCUAGCUGUAGAAGCCGAUCGAACUUACGAUGCAGAUAAGUUUCACAAAGUGUCCAAAUUUAAAGUUCCGAUUGAUCCCGGUGAUAGGAAUGAAGCUUCGUCGACCUAUUGGAAUCAUCAGGCUCAGAAAACGCUAUGGGAAAAGUUGAACGAAGAUCGGAUCGAUAGGAAGCCAAAGAACAUAAUUUUCUUCGUGGCUGAUGGAAUGUCCGCGACCACAAUUACCGCAACCCGGAUGUACCUGGGAAACGAGAAUGUUCGGCUAUCGUUCGAGGAGUUUCCUCACGUAGCCUUGACGAAGACGUACUGCGUGGACAAUACGGUACCAGAUUCUUCCUGUACGGCCACGGCUUUCAUGUCCGGUGUGAAAACGAGGAAGGGAAUGAUCAACGUGGGACCAGGAGUUGAACGUUCUAAUUGUGACUACAAUCGAGCCGAGCACGAGUUCAAGGGAUUGUUUAAGUGGGCUCAGGAUGCAGGGAAACUGACUGGGGUGGUAACGACAACGCGAAUCACUCACGUAACACCGGCUGCAGCGUAUUCGAGUGUGGCUGAUCGAGAAUGGGAACAUGAUGGUGUUCUGCUAGAUAGUGGUUGUGAUCCUCAGAAAUAUCCCGACUCAGCUCAACAACUGGUUCAUGGGGAUGUUGGGAAGAAACUGAGGGUUGCCCUUGGAGGAGGAAGGGCAAAUUUUCUUCCACAAGCAGCAUUGGAUGAAGAAUCGCUACCAGGUAAGCGAAGGGAUGGAAGGAACUUGAUAGACGAAUGGAAGAGAGUUCAUGAAGGCAAUCGAACACACUACGUUUGGAAUAAGCAAGCUUUGAAGGGCAUCGACUUGAAGAAUACAGACUAUUUAUUAGGUCUGUUCGACAGCGAUCAUUUUCUGUACAGUCUGCAGAUUGAUGAGCGGAAGCUAGGGGAUUCAAAACCUAAACUACCGGAAUUGGUUGAAGCGGCUAUUGGAGUGCUCGCUAACAAAAGCGAAGAUGGUUAUGUGCUGUUCGUUGAAGGAGGCAUGAUCGACAUAGCUCAUCACUACAGCUGGGCGAGACUCGCUCUGCAAGAGACAGUCGACUUUGAACGUGCCAUCGAGCUUGCUCGGUCGAUGACCUCCGAAGAAGAUACACUGAUCGUGGUUACCUCGGAUCAUGGUCAUGCGUUCUUUUUCAACGGCAAUACGGUUCGUGGACAAGAUAUCCUAGGGGUGGCCAACAUCAGUGAAGUCGAUGGACUCCCAUACACUACGCUUGGUUACGCAGUUGGAGACGGGUACUUCGUUCACCAUAAGGAUCCGAAUCGCACUCAACGAGUCGACCUCAAUACCUUGAACUUCAACCCAAUCGACUUCAAAUGGCCAACGACCUUCCCGAUGAUUUCUUCGCCGCACUCCGGAGAAGAUAUGAUAGUAUAUGCCAGUGGUGCUCGAGGGCAUCUCUUUAGCGGAGUUAUUGAGCAGAACGUCCUUCCGGAACUGAUUGCUUACGCAGCAGAAAUUGGCAACUAUCGCUCAAAAUCAACAUCAAUUGCUACCGGUUUACAGCUUUUGUUGCUAUCAACUAUCUUAGGUUUGGUUUUACAAUAAUGCUGUUGUAGCACUUGAACAAAUAAAUCCAAAUCAAUCGGAAA
Uranotaenia lowii is the source of this 1720-nucleotide messenger RNA. Its product is annotated as alkaline phosphatase-like. The transcript is spliced from 2 exons. Gene Ontology annotation, molecular function: alkaline phosphatase activity. Gene Ontology annotation, biological process: dephosphorylation. Lineage: Eukaryota; Metazoa; Arthropoda; Insecta; Diptera; Culicidae. The record is from RefSeq and is a predicted model, not a curated record. Bases 33 to 1676 code for a protein of 547 amino acids.